Molecule: messenger RNA, 1968 nt
Organism: Babesia bigemina
Lineage: Eukaryota; Apicomplexa; Aconoidasida; Piroplasmida; Babesiidae
Exons: 3
Coding region: 1-1968 (655 amino acids)
Source: RefSeq, a predicted model, not a curated record
AUGUCGCUGCUGUGCCGCAUCGACGACGGUCGCCCCCUUUCCGGGUGCCAUGCCAUAUCAAGGCGUUCAAUUGCAGCGGCAUCCGAGGACAACCAGGUCGUCAUUAUGCACUUCAACCAUGCCUAUGUCGUACAGACAAGGCGGCAAUACGCGGAAGUGGUAUCUAAGAUUCCGAGUGACGCUAGAUUGGACGUUAAAUUGGCCACUCGCAAUGCCUCCAAGGGCGCCCUGAAACCCAUGGACUCCACCCCCGAAGAACUGCGCAAGGAGCAGGCAUCUCACCCCUCCACCAGGUUCGUCGCCUUUGCUUGGACCCCGGCCGCCAUACCCGUGGAUGGACGGCUCACGUCGGCGCUAUGCACCGUUACCAUAAACGAACGCUUCGAAAUGUGGCUACCAAAAAGCACUCAUUCGGAGGAAAUGUACGAAGUCGAGAAAAUCUGCGACCUCUCGGAAGCGGUAGCAUCGCACCUGACAAAUAUCGCACCGCGGUUGCACAAUAAAAAGGCGCCAGCGAACGAUCAUCACUCUUCAGCCCUGUUGCACGCCGGGGUGAGCAUGUGUCACUUCGCACCUCAACACACAGUCCACGGGUUCGCCGGAUUAGUGGGAAUCGGACGCCACCUCGUUGCUUUGUGGAUUUCUACCCUACCCGUGGAGCAAACUGACGAUUGCAGUGAUGAUGGUUCAAACGGAUCUGUUUACAGCGACGGCGGCCCCCAGUAUGAGGCGGCGGACGAAAACGCGGAGGAGGCCGCUGAGAGCAAAAUUGUCCGCAUUAUCGCAGACUCCCACGUAUUCAACCAGCAGCCCGAUGAUUUAAAAAGGUUCGACAUGGUCAAUAUUAAAUGCCUGUUUCCGACGCCAAUCUCCAAAACGACCAAACGCAGAGUGGGCUGCCACGCUAUCGCAACAAUGGAAUCGGGGCAUGUGUGCUCGAUGGCGAUCGCGGUGAAUGCUGUUGAACGUCACAGACUGGUGUAUGACGUGUUCGUGGGUACAGGCGAUGGGCACAUCAGGACCAUCGAGCUGCGCAUACCCCUGGACGGGGACCGGAUACCGCAAGCCUCAGCUGGACCGUGGCGAAAUUUGGUAGCAUUUCCACACCCCCCGGAAAUGUUGCGGGUGCGCGUUUUCCACGGGAAUGACGCAGACGCGCGGCUGCUCAUAGCCCUGGUGCACAACAUGGCCGUUGUCUACAAUCUGGAGGACGGCACUCACCAAAGGCACCGCUGCGGCGGCCACCCUCUAGUGAGCUACCACACGGAGCCACUUUUCAUGCGAGGCGGCGAUCUCGCGAGUAUGGUUUUCCUGGACGCAAUGGGAACGCGAUACUUCUUCGCCCUAAGCGCCGAUAUGCGGAUGCGUGCAACCGGUAUCACUCCCGCUUCCAGGAAUGACCCAGUCACCGUGUUCCUCGACGAAACUGAUGUUGCGCACCUUCAGGUGGCCAUAGAUCGGCCGGCGUUGCAAAUACGGCGAUCCCUAAGGUCACCCAACCUGGUAGCCACCGCACUCGACAUUCUGAUGAGCGGGGGCAACCUCCUACACAUGGCGGCGCUCGUGCAGCACCACGUACACAGGAGGGAGAUGCCAACGACGGACUCAAUGUUCACCCUCAAAAACAGAAAGGGCGACUUUACCUUGGAUUCGGUAACCAUGCAGCAGUUUCUCCAGGUGGCGUCCACGUCCCCGGUGCUGCAGCUCUGGCGGGAGUUCCACGACCUGCUGCAGCACCCGCAAAAACAGCGCGUCGCGACCCUGCUCUACCUCAUCGCCUACGCCGAAGCGGGCGGCGAUGCCUCCCACCGCACCGCGGAGGUAUCGCUCCGCGAGCGGUGCCGGCCGCUGGUGCGCCGGCUCACGCGCGGCCUCACCCUCACGAACGAGGGCGUGGCCGGCCUCCAAGGGCUCGCAGAGUGCCUCUACACCAGAAAACAACUACAGAAACUAAUAAACACUAAUUAG